Messenger RNA from Notolabrus celidotus (New Zealand spotty), 8052 nucleotides. It is a transcript of the gene mbnl3, whose product is annotated as muscleblind-like splicing regulator 3. Gene Ontology annotation, molecular function: metal ion binding. The record is from RefSeq and is a predicted model, not a curated record. Bases 1135 to 2169 code for a protein of 344 amino acids. Lineage: Eukaryota; Metazoa; Chordata; Actinopteri; Labriformes; Labridae. The transcript is spliced from 8 exons.
AGUCAGAGCUGCAGCCGAGGAGCUCAGUUUAGUUGCAGACAACAUUUCGGCUGCAAGUCAGACCCCGCUUCUUAACACGUUUUCAUUUUUCACCUGCUCUUCUUUAUUAUCCGUAUAGCUUGCGAGAACGCCCUUCUAAUCUUAUUAUUUCACUUUGAAGCCAUAUGAUUUUGUAUUUGACUUAUUAAACCUUUUUUUUUUUGUAAAUCAUACGUAACCAUUAAAAUUAGAAUUUUAACCGACGCCAAUUUUGGGAGAAGACAGCAUCAGAGUCCGGAUCUGAUUGGACUAUAAACAGACAACAAGCAAGGACGUGCAGGAGAGAGGUCACUUAGGAGGAUGACAACAGAAGAAUUAACAACAACGAAGAGGGGGAUGAGACAGAGACUGGUAUAAAAGGAGGAAGUGGAACUUUAAAGUGCCUACUGCGCCGGGUUGUCUGCUGCUGCUGGAUAGCCGCUGCCUGACUGCUGGAUGUGAACAGGACUGGCUCGGUGUGUUUGGCCUUGAAUGGAGGCUAUAUUUUAUCCUGACAGCCACAGAGUCAUCCAUCCCACGUUGCUGAGUUGCUGCCUCCACAAACCCUGAGCUGAGCUGCCACCUCGUAUCAUCAGUACAAGGACACCUUCCCUAUAAGGUUCUGCUUUUUGUUGUUCUACAGAUAUCUACUUUAUUUUGGCCUUUCAAACAAAAGGAGCCGAACAGUGACUGCCUCAGCCUUGGCCAUGUUGACGUGAAUGUAACAGUGACUUACCCAGGGUGUUGGUUGAUUCAGGUGAAGGCACACACGCCUCGUCACAAAUCCAAGCAUGCCAGAGUGAUGUCCUCAGAGUAGCUGUUUUUUUUAUUUGAGACAGAGCUGGCCUCUGCUCACAGUCAGCCCCCUCUAUCUCACCGGGCUGAAACUUCAGCUGCCACUUUUCCCAGGAAGAGCUAAUAAACAUCCCCUAAAAUAAACCUACCGAAAGGACGUGCUGCCUAUUUGUGCUAGGGAGAAAUAUUUUUACUUCAGUUUCCUCCGUGUUUUGCUGGGGACUUUUUUUUCUUGCAUCACCAUUAGUCACCCUUGCUCUCAUCAGAGAGUUUUUCCGUCCAUCUGUCUCCACCGCUGCUCAGUGUUAGUGAGCGACUCUGAUGGCUGUAAGCAUGAACAUGGGACGGGACACCAAAUGGCUGACCCUGGAAGUGUGUCGUGAGUUUCAGAGAGGCACCUGCUCGAGGUCUGAUGCGGAGUGCAAGUUUGCCCACCCCUCCCGGAGCUGCCAUGUGGAGAAUGGCCGAGUCAUCGCCUGCUUUGACUCACUCAAGGGACGCUGCACACGUGAGAACUGUAAAUACCUGCAUCCACCACCACACCUGAAAACUCAGCUGGAGAUUAAUGGAAGGAACAACUUGAUCCAGCAGAAGGCGGCAGCAGCCAUGUUGGCUCAACAGAUGCAGUUCAUGCUCCCCGGAGCACAGUUGCAGCCCAUCACAACAUUCCCAGUGACGCCUUCCCUGGCAACCAGUCCCAGCAUGGCGUUUAGUCCGUAUCUGAGCCACAUGGGCCCAGGCAUGGGCUUGAUGCCUGAGCUGCUGCCCAGUACUCCCCUGCUGGUUCCUGGGAGUCCCACCGGCCUGGCAGCCAUGGGCAACGGCACUUCAGUACAAAAACAUGUGCGCACAGACAAGCUGGAGGUUUGUAGAGAAUUUCAGCGCGGUAACUGCACGCGGGGUGAAAGUGACUGCCGCUACGCUCACCCCCUGGAGGCUGGGAUGGUAGACUGCAGCGAAAACUCAGUCAUUGUCUGCAUGGACUAUAUUAAAGGCCGCUGCAGCAGAGACAAGUGCAAGUACUUCCAUCCCCCGGCUCACCUGCAGGCCAGGAUCAAGGCUGCGCAGCACCAGGCCAGUCAAAACACAGCGUCCACAGCUCUGGGCCUGCCUCCAGGCGCAAUGCAGGCACAUCCAAAAAGGCAGAUCUUAGAGAAGAGCAACGGAGCUGCUGCCACUGUCUUCAACCCGAGCAUGUUCCACUACCAGCAGGCCCUGGCUAACAUGCAGCUCCAGCAACAAGCCUUCAUCCCCACCGUUCCCAUGAUGCACGGUGCCACCACCUCCACUGUUUCGUCGGCUUCGACCCCAGUCACCAAUGUUCCUUUCGCUGAAUCAGCCACCUCGAAUCAGUAGACCCCUCCGAGCUUCUGACCCCCGAACCGAUGGAGCUCCAGUGCGUUCCCAUGGAAACCCAUUUCUGUCCCGUCCCCAAACUGCUGGUGGCAGCUCCAGUGGCGCUAAACUCAGUAAGCCUUUCCCGAAACCCCAGUUAAACUCCCUAGGGGCAGUUAUCUCUCUGAAUGCAGCAAACAUGUGCCUCGCCCACAGACACACUGACUGAGUGGCAGUGUGAAACUUCUAAUACAACAUUAUCACUGAUAGAAAGCUGCAAUGGUUCACGCAAUACAAGCCCAGACAAGUUACUGUUGAUUUAAAGCAGCCAUCCUGAUGCAGUGUGACCUGAUCAGGCUGAGCAAUACAGCUCCCUCCUUCUUACAGCCAUACAUGCCCUCACCUUAAAAGUGCAGCAGACAUGUGCACACAAACACACACACACACACACACACGCACACACACACACAUUCACAUUCAAGACUUACAUGCCCUUUAUGGGUUGGAGCCAUCACAUGAGGCGACCCAACAUAUUUGACUGUUCCAAAGUCAGAAACUCUUAAGAGGAUUGGACCUGUCUCUGGUCUACAACCAUCAACGUGUUGUCACAAUGAAAGAGUGUUUCAUAUCAUGUCAUGUUUACGUUUCACGAUGGCUACAAAUGUACAUUUAUUUUCUACUAUGUUCAUCAUUCAGUCUGUUCUGAUGGUCUCAUUGCCUGAUGACGAGUCAGUGAGUCAUCGAUAGUUUAUUUGUGCCUUUGAUUUAUCUGCUUGUAUGCAGAGGAGACAUAGUUUCCCCGAAUAAUUCAAAACACUAGGCAGCAUACAAUGAAAGGUGUUGUUGAGUGAAAUUUAAGGCACUAUCUGUUAUUACACAAAUAAUGUGUAUAAGCCUAUAGCUCUCAUUGUAAAAAGAUCCAAUAACUACAGUGGUUUCCACUAUGAAUUUAUGUUAUAUCAUAAACUUUAAGUAUAUUUCAUAUGCUUUCAUAGUCAGUAUCUGGUACUUACUGAAUCUUAGCAGCAGAUGAGGCAUGCUUUCCAUGCGAUGCAGCAACCUUAAACAACUACAAGCUCUCCCAAUAUGAAGCUACAAUCACUCUCUACUAAACAGACUGAGUUUAGAGGUUUUAAUCAGGUGAGGUAAGAAAACCUAUAACAAAAAAGAAGCUCAAAUGAUUAAACUAGGUUUAAAGGGUAGUGAUAGAUGUGGUGACUGACAAGAAAGGUUGGUUGAUCAUGUUUUGAAACAAUGACAAUCUGCAGGCGUUUGUAUACCCAAAUUCAAAUGUGCCUGUUCAAGUCAUCUAAAUUGCUUAUUACAAGUCUUUACUUUCUGCACAAACCCAGAUUCCCUGUAUUCAGAUCACCUAAAAUCAGGGUAAAGACAAAAUCAUCAAGUCUCAGAUUUAAAAUCUAAAAACUUCAACCUUAAACAUUUUAUCAGAUGUCGGAGCUGUUGUUGCACAAAAUGGGAGCUGGAUUUGUUUCCAGAUGUUGUGCCUAAAGUCAGUGUGUGCCAAAUGGUGGUUUAUGCAAGGAGCACCUCGUCUAAUGCAAUACCUGAAGAAUUCCCUAAAAUCAAUAUCUCCCUCUCAAAUGAAAAUAAGUCUUUUUGGAAAGGAAGUUUGUGUCUUCUCUUUGUGGCUUUGGGAUCAAAUGAGCGACUCAAGAGUUUUGUGUUUCAGGACUCUUCAGGGAGAAAGCUCAGAACUUGAAAUCAUCCUGGCUGACUUUCUAAUGUGUGGUCUUUUUUAACAGUCUGUGCAUCUUGUCGAGCUUUGGCGGCCACAGCUGUUAUUACCAAAACUGAGUUAUGGCAAAGAGUUAGUCUAAUUAUUUAAAAAAAAUACAAACCCUGUGAAAUGUUGUUUUCCAAAUGUCUGUAAGAAAUGUUCAGUCGGUGUGAAAUAUUCACACAAUGAAUUUAUAGAAACUUGGUUAAACACUUUUUAUACCCAAAUUCAAAUGUGCCUGUUUGGAGUCCACUCAAACCACCACUGUCAGUUCACUGUAUGGACAGACCAGUGCUAAAAGAGAUAAUAUGUGAAUAAUGAAUCACACCCAUUCUACUUUAUUCCCUGAGACAGCUGUGCUGUCUGCUGGCUUAUGUGAAGAGUUUAAACACUGAGUUGUGUGCACACACAGGUAUGGCAGAAAAGACAAUGGAUCACAUCUUUGUUUAGUUGUAAGUGCUGCUGAUAUGAUGGUUCUUCCCCCUGAACGUGUUUCCUUUUAAAUAAUGUUAUUGUGUGGUGAAUGUAUCUAAAGCAAAAACUCUGCACAUGCCCUUCUAACAGACAGGCAUGUCUUAAUGUAAGGAUUCACUAUCUAAAGAUUAUCUCUGAGGUCUCAUAGGUACCAUGCUGAUACUGUGUUCAAACAUAUGAAACUAUGUGUAUUGUUAUAUAGAUUUAUAUUUCAUGUUGACGGACAGUGUGACUACUUUUAGAAAUAUCUUUCGCUCAGAAAAGAUAGAUCAGAAUUGUACUUUUUGAAGUACAUAUGUACACAGUACAAGUACUAGUAUAUUACAGUACCAUGUCUUGUUUGACUGGAUUUGUACCCCUACUUUUGAAAGUGCCCAUGUGCCCAGAAUGCACCUGUAAACAUUGGACUAAUCAGUAGGCAGCAUGAUGGACAUAAACUCAAGUAUCACUGCAGAGAGACCUCCCAGUGGGAGGAGCUAUUGUUGCAAUAAGGGCAGUAUCCCUCACUGGUUCCCAAUAAUGAACAGUGCUAACUGUGUUCAGUGGGAGCAGAUAGGAAGCACUAACUCCUGGACUGACCCUGGGUUUAUGUGUGAAUGUGCUCUCCUAUUUCCACCUGUGCAUCCAAAUCAGUGUGUCACCUAAACUUCAGUAACAGACUCUGAUGUUCACAUUGAAUUGGUUUAAAUGUACUUAUACAGUGUUGUUGUUAGGCGAAAUUGACCUCUGCGAAAUGGCUAGCUUUCUAGUCUUGAAGCUAAGUCUAUAAGCUAGCUGUCCUCUGGUACAAGCUCAUUAUGUGUGCUGACAUGGAAGAGAUAUCAUUUUCUUCUCCAGCCCUUGAAAGAAUAUGAAAACAUGAAUUCCCUUAAUUGCUGAAGAUCUUUACAAUCCAACAUUUCUCUUUUUUCUCUACAUGUCAAACAAACUUUUACGUGGCCUGUUAUUUUUCUAUUAUCUUACAUUUUAGUACCAACGCAUAUUUCCUUUACUCGUGUCUUUUGUUGGGUUUAGUCGCUACUGUAUCUUGAGUCCUUGAAGAAUUAAAACACAAAUUAUCUCUCCUGUUUGAUGAAAUGAAUGACAAGAAUGUCCAGACAAGUUUGUCUGAAUCUUACAGCUUUGAAAGACUAGCUUUGUCCAGCCAAGUAAUCCUCUAGCCUUCGUCUCUUUGCCCCUUCACGUCAUUUUGCCUUCACUGACUGCUGUCCAGCUGGAAAAAAAUAAAUACUUGAUUAAUAAAUUGUGCCUCCUGCGGGAGUUAGAUUUAUUUAAGUGCAUUGAUGCACAAGAGGAUAUCAGUGAGGAGAAAUGUGUUGAAGUGGGAGAAAAAACAGUUUUUACCUCUUUCCUGCUGUCAUUGUCUAGUUCUUGAUUUCUUUUGGCCUCGUUGUCUUUUUCUCAUGUGGACAUGAAUUAGUCUGGAAUAUGCAAAAUGCUCUGAUCACUGUGUGCAGUGAUCAGAUCCUUCAGCAUGUAGAGAGUUAGUAGAUCCUGAGGAUACUUAUGUUGCCCGGGCACAAACAAAGGGCCUUAUUUCCCGCUCACUGUAUAAAGAUUUGAUAGCUGUGUAUGAAAGUAACAUGUAUUAAUGGUAAUUUAAGCUUUUUUUAUCAGACAUUAAGAAAAACACAGCAUGGAAAUAAAAAAAACUCAUUUAUACAUAGUUGAUAGUUUGUGUAGACCAAGAAGAAAAAAAAACAAUAGUAUUUAAAUCAUUUGUAUACAAUGAUGGAGUCAUUGUUAAUGGUAAUAGUUGCUGUUGCUAUGGCAACAAAAUGACAACAUGGCUACCUUUCUAUUAUCCUAAUUGUGAAUUUUUUCACAUUCAUGAAAUGACAUACAACACUAACUUAUUGAAAAGGGAAUGUCUAAUUAGUUUGUCUUGUUAUUGGGACGUGAUCAAUAUUUUAUAUGAAAACUGAAAUCCUUGAUAUAUAUCCAAAGGUCCUUAGGGGAGAUCAGGUGUUUAUUUUGUUUUGUUUAUUUGACCUUCCUUGUUUUCUCUUCUUGUACAUGGUGUUUUUGAGCAUUAAGAAUGGACUCUGGCUUUUAAAGCCAACACCUAUCUGUCAGGGAGGUAAAGAGGCUUUUGGACUGUAGAAAGAGCUUCAUCUUUGUUUCUUAAAUACCUUACAUAUUAACCGUCUCUCCCCUCCUGCAGACCGGACUCGCUCAGUGUCCUGUGUGUGGAGGUGUGUGAGCUUUCAUUAGUGAGAUCUGUUUCAGUUUGGGCCAAGAAGGUGGUCCAGAGGCCUCUUUGUGCCCAGCUGUGCUGGGUGAUGUCGAACCUUGCUGAGGUGUAUACGAAUGUGUAACGUUCACCUUGUUUGCACUUAUGUACAUAACUAUGUUAAAAAUACUCAAAAUUUAUUUUGAAUAAAUAUAGAUAAAAGAGUUGAUGAAAAUCAAAUCAAUGUAUUGUUAAUUAUAUGAGUAUGUCUAUCAUUUUAUUACAGCAUAAAUAUAAUGCUUUGUCCUUUUGUUUGUUUGCAAAAACCCUGUUCUUUGCCGACCACGUCUUUGCCUAGCUCUGAACCAAGGAUGCUGAGAAAGCUUUGUUCUGUUUGUUGACUUGAAAACUUUGGCACAGUGAUAUGUCAAACAAGAGAGGAGGAUUUGAGGAGAUAGUCAAUCAAGAGUGUUAAAUAAACUACUGCUAACAUUCAACUUAUAUCUGCAUUAUGAAUAUAUAUCAAUGCAGCUGCAGUCUCUUCAGUGAUACACCAUGAAGGAUAAAUAAACAUGGCGGCUGAAAAAAGCCAGAGAGAAAGAGGAGGAUUUGUAAAUGAAACUAUUGAGGUUCAUAGAUAUGAAAGUUUUUCACAGGGUUUCAUUUCACUUUAAUUUUGCAUUUUUUUUAAGUGAGUUAUUCUUUGCUCCCUGUUGUCACUGUUGUCAUUAUCACAAAACAACAAUAAAUCUGAAUUCUCCUCAGGAUUUAAGGCAAAACUACAAACCACCUGGUUUAUCUGAUGUGACUCUUGGGUUCAACAUCUUUACACAGCUCUGUUUCUGGACAUUCUGUAUAAUGCUCUUCAGUUCCUGUUUAAGCCAGCGAUUUUGUUGCCAUGGCACUUGUCCUAGUGGUGGAUGGACUGAGUCAUGCUGGUGAAGAAGUUCACAGCCCUCUGACUCCACAUGAGGGGAAAUGUACAUGAGGAGAGCGCUUAUAAAACUACGAGUUCCCAGUCACCAACAAGUGAAUAUGACUGUGAUUUCAUUUGAAGAUUUAUCAGUUCUUAUCUUUAGUUUAAAAUCAAUUAGUUGUAAUUGUGCCUUUAUCAUGCAAGGUGUGGUUUUACUUUCAUAUUCUGCAUUUAAAUUAACUUAAAGGGCACUUGUAUUGUGUGUCUAACAUAUCAUUCUAUGAUAAAAACUUUGUUGGUGAAUUGAUAUUAAACUGGGUAAAUUCUCAGACUGAAUGGCAGCCUGUGGAAGAUGAUGAGGGCCAAAGACUGUUCAGGACUAAGCCAUAUGAAAAUCUCUCCCUGACACUCUAGGAAAGACUUAAAGUGACUGCUGUCAUCUAUCCUUUCACUUGCUGUUUUCUGCUUGUGGUGCUUGUAUGUGCUGCUGUGCUACAUGCCAAUUUAUUUUGCUGUGUAUAGCUAUUAAGAGUAAGUUACUGUGCCUAUGAUGAUUUCUGCAAUUUCUGUUUGACCUUUAAUAAACACUUAACUGUGAUGCUC